This is a messenger RNA of Diabrotica balteata, 564 nucleotides long. The record is from the annotation of a GenBank genome assembly. NCBI's taxonomy places the organism in Eukaryota, Metazoa, Arthropoda, Insecta, Coleoptera, Chrysomelidae.
AUGUACAGUGACGUGAGGUCAUUUUAUAAAAAUAAAAACAUUCUCCUUACUGGCGGUACAGGAUUCUUGGGGAAGUUGAUCAUCGAGAAGCUGUUAAGAACUUGUGACGUCGAGGGAAUAUAUCUUAUAGUCAAACCGAAGAAAGGACUAUCGCCGGAAGAGCGAUUGAGAAACCUUCUUGAAGAACCUAUAAACAUAGUUUUUCAUUGUGGAGCAACUUUAAAUAUGGACCUAAAACUCCAAGAUGCUGUCAUUACGAACGUUCGAGGCACUAUGGAGCUAUUAGAACUUAUAAAUGAAUCUGAACAAAUACAGGCAUUCGUUCAGGUAUCGACCGCAUUUUCCAAUUGUUACGAAAAAGUCAUCGAGGAGAAGUUUUAUGAAACACCAAUUAAGCCGGAGUUGCUUAUACAAAUGAGCGAAGACAUGAAUCCAGAGAUGUUUAAUAGUAUUAGUGGAAAGUUAACUCUGCUGCACUAUACCCUCAAAUAUACCUUAUUUGGGCUGGCCACUAUUCCAAUAUACAAAACUCUAGCUAGACUUUGUUUUCGAAAGAAAAAGUAA